Molecule: messenger RNA, 1689 nt
Organism: Laccaria bicolor S238N-H82
Lineage: Eukaryota; Fungi; Basidiomycota; Agaricomycetes; Agaricales; Hydnangiaceae
Exons: 2
Coding region: 1-1689 (562 amino acids)
Source: RefSeq, a predicted model, not a curated record
AUGACCGGAGUGAAAUCAAUCUACGGCCUUUCGGACGCGGACCUCAACAGAAUAGCGUCCUACAUUGAAGAAUGUACCAAGAACCUCGCUUCUAUCGAGCAACAGCUGGCUAUGGAGCUAGAAAUCGAGCGACCGUGGCCGAACCACAUCCGCGCAGACCUGCGGUUAAGAAAGACCAUGGAGAUCAGAAGGAUAAGGAUCUGUCGGCAAAUUGGGGCGCCUAUCCGACAAUUUCUCCUUGAGAUCCUUGGGGAGAUAUUUACGCUCUGUCUGCCCCCCAUAAUGACGAAGCACAAGACACGAUCCCUCCGCAGGAGUGAAGCACCGCUGUUAUUGUGCCGUGUCUACUCCACCUGGAGAAAUGCAGCGAUUAAUACCCCUCAUUUGUGGAAACAGCUUGAAUUCCGGAUCCCGGAUCCCUUGGGGCUGUCCAUUUCUGUGGAUUUGGUUGAAAAGAUGAAAUUAUGGGUUGGGAGGGCAAGAGACCUUCCUGUCUUGCUGCGACUGGUGUUGCGAAAGCGAUACAUCCCAGCAGCCGAGGCCUACUUCAGCUUGGAGGAAACGCUUUCACAGGAACCCUUGUCGUCGGUGUGUAACGUCGACAUAUCGAUACCCACGUCCUCCGAUUUAUAUCCCUCGUUCAAACGAGCAGACGGAUUCAAGCGCCUUGAGUCGCUUGUCGUGCGCUCUCAUGACAACCUCGACUCCACGGCCGACCAAAGUCCCCUAAUGCUCUUGCCCGGAGCCUCCAUGCUCCGCCGAGCUGUGUUGAUCAACGUCCUUUCUCAACGAGUUUCCCCCAUUCUCUUCCCUUGGGGACAGCUCACACAUUUAUACGCUGGAGACUCUCUGUCCGUCAAACAAUGGUAUUGCGUGAUGAGCUACUGUGUCAAUCUGAGGGUCGCCACUUUUGGCAUUGUCGGCUGGGCUGACUACAAUUUUCGUCCUACUGGAGCACCGGUCCUACUUUCUCGUCUCAGCGUCUUAAAUAUCAUGCAUGACCCGACUAGAACUUUUGGCGAAUCUGAAUUCCCAUUCAGCGGUCUUGCCCUCCCAGCCCUAAGGACUCUCCGAAUUCUGUCGCGUGACUUCUGCACUUGGGAAGGUCUCAGUGAUUACUCCCAGUUGCACUUCCUUCGGGAGCUCGCGCUUGUUGGGUCAUUCACCAUUUUGCCAACUCAUUUACAAGACCUUUGCAGAUUAUUCGGAGCUACACCGCUCUUGUCAUCAUUACAGUUAUCGAUACAAACACCCUAUGAUGUCCUCUUUGCCCAUCUUUUACCCACUGCUAAUCCAACACUCCUUCCGAACCUCGAAAAUCUUGAAAUUCAUUGCAAGUUCUGGAGCUAUGUAGCGCCCGAAGAAUUUCCACCCGUGUUUAUAGAUCUGAUUAAGGCGCGUUGGGGGAUUCCUUUGCAACCACAGGCAGCAUACAGCUCUAAAAAAACUGUCCGUUUACUGCAAGCCAUCUUGUAUUCCAACGGAAUGGACGAAACUUACCUGGAUAUUAUCCGAAAAUCGUUAAAGCCUUGUGUUGACGAGGGACUUGACCUUCACUUGGGCGCUGAUGAAGAAGGAGAAGAUUCCAUACAUGUUAUGCCUUUUACCAACGAUAUUCGGCACUGGCAUGAGGAUUUGCUCGACGGAGGUGCCAUUCGCUUCGGAAGAUGUCAAACAUGUUUUGAUUGA